UACGGACAGUACCAUGUCUACAGUGUACACAGUACGUGAAGGCUGGGGUGGCCCAAGUGGCCUUGACCCUCAGGUCAGCUUCGAGAGUUCCAACAGCUGGUACUCCAUCAGCAGUCAGACUCAGUUCCUGAAAGGGAAGACGGAAAAGAUGACUACAUCGAAAGUGUCGACCAAGAGGGAAACUGGCAGCACGGACAGGAGAAGUUGAGCAACGAGUGUGGAAUUGGAACUAUCCGACCAAAGUGUUUAAAACAGUGCGCAAAUAUCAAGCUGUUUGUGUUUUUUUCAUGUGUGUGCUCCUUACGACACGACGAAGCUUGUCAACUGGGUACCUAAACAGUGUUAUAACGACUAUUGAGAAGAGGUUCGAGAUUGGCAGUUCAAUAUCAGGGCUUAUCGCAGCUUCGCAUGAAUUUGGGUCCCUUGUUGCUGUUAUUUUGUAAGUUAUUUAGGUGGCAGGAGAAAUAUACCAAAAUGGAUUGGCUUUGGCAUUAUUUUCAUGGGAAUUGGGGCACUACUUUUGCAAUGCCACAUAUCAUUGGGCCAAAAUACACCGGCCCACAAUGGCUAUGAUGUGUCAAAUAAAACUGAUGUCAGUAUUUGCAAGCCGCCCAGGAGCAAAUAGAGGAGGUUAUUUUUCAACAGAUUGUAUAGAUGAGAAUUCUGGGAACUGGAUGUACGUGUUGAUACUGGUUGUGGCACAGAUAUUUAUUGGGACUGGAGGCACACCAAUUUUGACCCUUGGAACGACAUACGUUGAUAAUCACGUGGUCAAGGAAAAGGCACCCGCUUACCUAGCUUUCAUCUAUGCAACUGGUGCACUAGGUCCAGUCCUCGGCUACGCUCUUGGGGCGCUUCUCCUCCAGUACUACGUCGAUACCUUCAUCUACGACGUGGGACUCACCACAUCCAGUCCCAACUGGAUUGGGGCGUGGUGGGGCGGCUUCAUUAUCUGUGGGCUCUUACUCCUGAUGCUGGCUGUUCCUUUCCUUGCCUUCCCUAAAAUUCUCAUCCAGGAAAAGAGGAAGCUGAUGGAGCUCAAGGCCAAGGAGGACCUGUUGUCUCAGGAGGAGGAUGAAGACAAGGAGUAUGGGAAGACUAUUAAAGAUAUCCCCCGGUCCAUGCUACGCCUAUUGAAGAACUCUGUGUAUAUAGUUGUGUGUCUGGGAAUUUGUUGUGAAAUCUCUAUUGUGAGUGGAUUUGUCGUCUUUCUUCCAAAAUACAUCGAGACCCAAUUUGGUACUUCUACAUCCGUCGCUAACUUAUUUACAGGUGGUAUCGGUAUUCCCGGUGCCGUCGUUGGAAUCCUGAUUGGCGGCUAUCUCAUCAAGCGAUUACAGUUGCAGCCUAAAGGUGCCAUCCAGUUGACCUUGGUGCUGAAUGGUCUAGCUCUCUGUGGCUUCACAUUCUUCUUCUUCCUCGGCUGUGACAAUCGCAAAAUAGCAGGAGCCACUUUCCCAUACUUCAACAGCACUGGGCACAAGAUCUUUGAGGCGAACCUGACGUCGUCCUGUAACCAGAACUGUGACUGCUCUCCGAACCACCUGGAACCAAUCUGUGGCAUCAACGGCAUCACCUACUUCUCCCCUUGCCACGCAGGAUGCACUGGCUCUAACCGCUUCUACAACCAAGACAACCAGUAUGAGAGAAUGUUUAACUACAGUGGUUGUUCCUGUAUCAUGGACCAAGACCAUGUACAGUUUGACCACGAGGUCAUCAUGUCGCCCCUGGCAACCAGUGGGCCGUGCAAGAACACAUGCGAGAAGAUACUGCCGUUCCUCAUCCUUCUUGUUGUCAUGACGUUCUGCGUGUCUGGGACGCAGAUGCCAUUGCUGAUGGUGACAUUAAGGUCUGUUGGAGAAGAAGAAAGAGCGUUUGCCCUCGGAAUGCAGUUUGUUAUCAUGAGACUGUUUGCUUAUAUACCUGCCCCGAUCAUGUUCGGUAACGCCAUCGACACUGCAUGUCUGCUAUGGAAACAGAAAUGUCGGGACUAUGGGCAGUGUCUCUUGUAUGACAUCGUGCAGUUCAGAUACAAAUACGUUGGUAUUGGUGCUGGGCUGAAGAUCUUGGGUCUGCUCUUCUUCACGGGUGUCUGGUUCCUCCUCCGCCACAGAAGCCUUACAGAAACCCGCACAGAGUUGACGGUUCAAGACAUCAUGAGUUCUAUGAGUUCUAUAGACAAACUAGACUUUGAUCACCGACAAAGACUGAAGGAGCCGGACAAGGCCUACCCUGACGAUGCGACUGAGUCACACGACCCGGAGCCUUCUGCUUGUGAUGUGAUGGUACAGCGAGAGGUCUUCACCUGUUCCACCCCGAGGGAAUCUGUUUUGUGAUACUUGUGAUCUGGGGACAUCAGUCAUGAUGAAAUGCAAAAGAAUGUUGACUGUCCAUAUUUGCUGAACGAUACGUGAUAGUAUAAGUCUCGUGCAGAAUGACUGUUAUAUGUAGAAGAUGUACUGUACAUAUGUAAUACCACAAUCCUCUCUUGACACGCCACCAGUGUGCUGGCACCCAGUGUAUCAGUCUGAGAUACAAUGUUCUGAGAUAUGUGUUUACAUUUACAGACAAAGUAAAUUCUGUAAAUUACCAGUCAGGUCAUAAUUAUCAACACUGACCUUUGAAAAAAAAAAAGAGAAAAAUAAGACCAAUAAAUUCAGGUAAAAGUACCCUGAAGUCUAGAGUACUCACAAUGUAAUGUUCAUGUCUGACCAGGAACGGGGUUGUUGUGUGUAUUGAUUGGUUGGAAGGUGGAAAGUGAAGAAAAACAGCAUGACAGGAGGCAUUGUCAUGGACGUAUGCAAUAUUUUACUAUGACACUAACUGUAUGACAGAGGAAGAAAUGCCUUUGAGCGCCAGUGCUUAAAUGGUUCAACUUUAUUAGGAAAAUUAUUUUAUGUAAGUGUUUGUUUUUGUUCUUGUUGCAGAAAAGUUGUUUUUCUAUGUAUCCAAAAUUAUUUUGUGUUAUACAUUGUUUGGAAGGGCAUAGGUGUCCAAGCAGUUUCAGAAGUUAUAAUUUACUUUAUAGAUUUAUGGCCCUUAGGUGUACCAGGAUCCGCUGAUUUGCACCCAUUAUGAUCCUAGAUAUAUAUUGUCAGCACCAUUUAUGUGCAUAUGGGAUUCAUCAAAGUGGUAAAUAUCACCUUUUAUUGUUCAGUGAUAUUCCCAAUAUCACUUUACUGUUUAACAUAGGUUAUACUGUUGACCAAUCAACUGGCUUUGAACAUAUCAUCAAAGGUACAGAUGCUUUCAUCAUGUAUUGACCAUAUCAACCAACUUUCAGAUACAUUUUAUCAAGUAUUGUCGUCAAACUGACCAAUCAAAUAUUUGAUCACAUAAGCUGAGGUACAUAUACUUUUCAUCAAGUAUUAUGAUCAAACUGUUCAUCCAUGAUAAACUAUUAUCCACUGAAAUGUAUCUAAAUUUCGUGGAAGAUAUGUAUUAAGUAAAAGUUCCCAGUUCUUUCAUCUCACUAUAGUUUACAUCUCAUGCCAUGGCAGAUCAACUAUAGUAAUGUAAAAGAAUCAACUGAUCCUUGUUUUGGUAUGUAUUUAAUUAUAACUGAUCUUAUCAAGUUUGCAGUUAAAGAACCAGUUAUUGAGGUGUAUGUUGUAUAAAAACCUGCACAAUGUGAAGACUGUAUGAAAUCAUAAAGUGUUUUUUGCUGUUAGCUUUCAAUUGGUAAAGAGCCUCUAUGAUACACGGUACAUUUGAUUUGCUGAACGGGUUCACUGUGUGUUCUCACUCGUGUCCUCAAGACUGAAAGCCUUGAUAUUUGAUAUUGCUGAAUCCCAGGGAUUAUACAUGCUGGAUGCAUUACAUUAGCCCGAGGCAAGGUCUGACCGACUGACUGAGUUUAGUUUUACGCCGCUUUUAGCAAUAUCCCAGCAAUAUCACGGCGGGGGACACCAGAAAUGGGCUUCACACAUUGUGCCCAAGUGGGGAAUCGAACCCGUGUCUUCGGCAGGACGAGCGAACGCUUUAACCACUAGGCUACCCCGACGCCCCCCGAGUCAAGGAAGUUAACUGACUGUAAAGAUUGUUUCCAACCCUGUCACACUAGGCAUGAAUUUCAUUUCUUUUCGUGGUACCACUGACUGGUAUGAGUUAUGUCCCUUCUUUGGUCCUAUCUACCAAUAGGAUUCCACCUGUCAUAUGACUUGCAUUUGCUACAAUAGAAUGGAGGAGAACAGUCGCGAUUAUUUUGUAGACAAUGAAGACCUUUAUUGUAACAAUACAGGACUUACCUCACAAAGUGCAUCAUCAACUUGAUUAACAAAGAAAACAGGAAAUUAUAAAAAAAAGGGGUGGUUCACAUGCAUUGGAAAUCCUGUAAUCGACCAAAAUAUGCACUGCAGUUACCAUAAUGUGUAUGAACUGGAUGUCGAUUUUGUUUAGCAAAUUUAAUUGGGCUGUGGAUAUAAUUACAGUCCAGCAAAAAUGUAACUUCAUAAGUCCAGCCAAAAUGUAACUUCAUAAUUCCAGCCUAGUUCUCCAAGGUUGGACAGUGGACUUUCAUAGUGAGUUAUCUGCCUUGCCUCAGGAACACGGUAGCUUCAAUGUGUUUGAGAUACAAUAUUGUACUUCUUUUCACAAAACCCAUGUCACGAGAGAUAUAUUUAACUUGUUCGUUUAAUAGUUUGAAAUGUAGUUUUAUGUUCUGAUGUUGUUUCUACAGGACACUUAUCAGUGAUGGGUAUUGAAACUGUUACCAUGGUUACUAUACUUCCUAUGGUGUAUUUGUUUUUAUGUACAGCACCGUUUGUUUUAUGUAUUUUAUAUAUUUUGUUAAUCAGUUGUCCAGAGAUAUUACACUUCAUACUAUUACCUCACUAACGCUGGGCCAUAUCAUUUCUUUUUAAAUGGGAAUAUGCACUUUGAACAUGUGUGUGUCCUAUUUUGUGUGUAUUUUGUAAAUGUUCUAUUUCAAAAUAUCCUUAGGAAAGUAAUACAUCAAACCUGAUUUUCAAAAAUGACAUUAUUUUGCCACCCGAUUGUUGGCGUAUUGACCAAGAACAUCAGCUUGGCCUGGCCGAAGUAUUUAAGCUCAGUCUGUUAUAUGUUAUUAUGGCACUAUUGCACUCAUUGUUUUUUCAUAACAUGUUAUGUGGGGACCAUUCUGAUAUUAUUGCAUUAGUAGUUCUCCUUGUUUCAAGCAUUCUAUCCUACUCAAAGUAAGUUGCAGAACACCCCAAUCUUUUCAUUACUAUGGUUCAUCCGGGGCGGUGGGGUUCGCCCGUCACGCUGAAGGUCUGGGUUCAAUUCCUCACAUGGGUACAAUGUGUGAAGCCCAUUUCUGGUGUCCCCCGCCGUGAUGUUGCUGGAAUAUUGCUAAAAGCGGCGUAAAACCAUAUUCACUCACUCACUCACUAUGGUUCAUCUGUCAUGACAACUAUAGUGGAGAGUCAGGUGUUCUCUAAUUUCUUUUGGGCAGUAUAUAAUCAGUUGACAUCGAAAUUCACCAAGGGCAGAUGUGGAGAGUGAUUUCUCUGGCAGGUUUGGAAGGAGAAAUGGUGUUAUGUUUUUAUCAGUUCUCACUAUAUUCUGCCUCACACUUGUCCAUCCAGCACUAUUUUCUGUAUAGAGCAAAUCAGGAGACUGGCACUAUCUCAGAGUUUUAUUUUACUGGUUGUAAAUGGCUGUCGUUGUAGUAGGAUAGACAUUUAACAUGAAGCUAUAAGGAGUGAUUGUACGUCUUUGAAUGGCCUUUUGUAUGGUGAUGUCACCUAUGUAUAUUAGGACAUCCCCAUGAUGGAUGGGAACGUUGCCUUUGUGGAUGGUGACAGCAUCUUUGUAUAUAGGUAAGGCAUUUUUCUACCUUGAGAGUCCCACUACUAAAGGAAGAUGUCUUUGUAUAGGUUUGUCUUGGUAUUUGGAGAGAGUCCUUUUGUACAUGGGAAGGUUAGGUGUAACUUGGCCUCUCUGGGCACUAGGAAUGGUCCUUGGUACUGUUUCUUGAUUACUAUUUCUUCAUGAAUAGUUUGACUGACCUUGACCACUCGUGAUGAACAUAAGCUGUACAGCUGUAGGACCUGUUUUGAAGGCAGCUCACCAAGUACCUUACUUCACUUCUCAGGCUACUGACAAUUUGCAUGCAGGUAUAUGUUAAUGUCAUUUGUGGAGAUAUUUGAACUUCAGUGGAGCACAUUGUGGAAACAGGGGACUUGAGACACUCCUUCAUGUUGUGAAGCUGCACGAACACCUCAUAAAGGAGGGCUUGUUUGGUAAGAUGGCAGUACUCUGUCAUGAUUCAGUGGAGCACAGUGUGGAAACAGGGGACUUGAGACACUCCUUCAUGUUGUGAAGCUGCACGAACACCUCAUAAAGGAGGGCUUGUUUGGUAAGAUGGCAGUACUCUGUCAUGAUUCAGUGGAGCACAGUGUGGAAACAGGGGACUUGAGACACUCCUUCAUGUUGUGAAGCUGCACGAACACCUCAUAAAGGAGGGCUUGUUUGGUAAGAUGGCAGUACUCUGUCAUGAUUCAGUGGAGCACAGUGUGGAAACAGGGGACUUGAGACACUCCUUCAUGUUGUGAAGCUGCACGAACACCUCAUAAAGGAGGGCUUGUUUGGUAAGAUGGCAGUACUCUGUCAUGAUUCAGUGGAGCACAGUGUGGAAACAGGGGACUUGAGACACUCCUUCAUGUUGUGAAGCUGCAGGAACACCUCAUAAAGGAGGGCUUGUUUUGUAAGAUGGCAGUACUCUGUCAUGAUUCAGUGGAGUAGUGAGCAUUUCAUGUGUUCCGUUCCAUCGACUGACACAGUACCUCGUGUCCACGCUGUGAUGUUUCUAAUAUAAAUUUAAAAAGACGUUAAAGAAGCCCCAAAGUUGUCACGA
Haliotis rubra (blacklip abalone) is the source of this 6838-nucleotide messenger RNA. RefSeq names its product solute carrier organic anion transporter family member 5A1-like. The record is from RefSeq and is a predicted model, not a curated record. Gene Ontology annotation, molecular function: protein binding. Gene Ontology annotation, biological process: sodium-independent organic anion transport; transmembrane transport. Gene Ontology annotation, cellular component: membrane. NCBI's taxonomy places the organism in Eukaryota, Metazoa, Mollusca, Gastropoda, Lepetellida, Haliotidae. Bases 564 to 2336 code for a protein of 590 amino acids. The transcript is spliced from 12 exons.